This is a messenger RNA of Zeugodacus cucurbitae (melon fly), 2262 nucleotides long. Its product is annotated as microtubule-actin cross-linking factor 1, isoforms 6/7. The coding region runs from base 256 to 1926 and encodes 556 amino acids. The record is from RefSeq and is a predicted model, not a curated record. Lineage: Eukaryota; Metazoa; Arthropoda; Insecta; Diptera; Tephritidae. The transcript has 5 exons. Gene Ontology annotation, cellular component: plasma membrane.
CAGAAUCCAUUCGCUUGUCGAACCUCGUGCUGGAAAGUCAUCCGAUUUGGCGGUGUGAUUAAUUGCCGCAGUGUUGAAGAUUAGUGUGUUGGCUGCUAGAUCCUAUUAAGUGUAAGAUCUAGAACUGUUCAAAAGUUAAGCUAGCGCUAAUAAGUUGAUUAUAACGAAUACUCGGAGAUCCACUGUACGAAAAAGAAGCGUACUCUUGCCAGCAGCCGUAAUUGUAAAUACCAGAUUCAUACGAAUACUGUAACCAUGCGUCGCCUAAUUGGUGUAGUGUUCGUAAGUCUGGUUGCCUUGAGCUUAUUAUAUUCAGCACAAGCCGAAUUAUCGCGAGAUGACAUACGUGGAACCAUGCAGUCACUAGUCUAUUCUUACAACCAGUUAGACAAUAAAUUGGAGCGACACGAGCAUCGCGAAAGAGCGCUCGGUGAAUUGAUUAAAAGAGCCUUGCAGACACUACAAAAAGGGCAAAAGAGUCUCGAACCACUUAACGGUAUAUUUGCACGUUUAGAUGAACGCGUCAGCCAAAUUGAGACACUAUUGAUAACGCAAGAGGAAAAGUACAAUGUGCAGACGGAAAAACUUGGCGAAGCACUCGAACACAUCUUCAAAUGGAUGCGUGAGAAUGACGAGUGUUACAAGCGACCACCGGUGCCGGCAGUGAUGCCACCACCACCAGCGCCAAUUGUCCAGCCGCCACCAGCAGUAUCACCUGAAUUCAUUAAGCAACAGGAGCAAAUCAAUCAACAGAUGCUCGAACAAAUUGCGAAAUUGUCUACGAAUGUGGAAAAACUAUUGGACACCUCCAAGGAUAUGAUGGAACAGACCGAAGUGGCAUUCAAGAGUGUGCCGUCCACAGCGGAAAUGUUAACCAAGAUUGAAGAUACACUGGUGAGUUAUAGUAUCGUUACACCACCGCCCGCGCCGGAACCGGUGGACAACACUGAAUUCGAGAACAAGGUGUUUGGCAAAUUCGACGAGCUGGCGACUGGCAUACAAGAGCUGCGUGCGCAACCUAAGCCACAAGAUGGACUUACAAAUGCGGACAAGGAAUUCAUACAUGGACUGGCAAACGAAACACUCAGCGCGCUUGAGAAUGUGAAGGCCAGUGCGCAGAGCAGCACAGAAAAAGCACAAGCGGAGACAGCUUCACUCAUCAAAGAAGCCGAACAGAAUCUACAGACCGAGGCUGGCAAAAUUUUAGUGGGCGUCAAUACACAGGCGAAGUUGCUGCAGAACUUCUACGACGAAAUGAAUACCAGCUACAGCAAGUUGAAUGAGGGUCUUGAAGUUUUCAGCAAAUUCAAUAAUAUCUUAAUGGCAAAUUCGGAAUUAGUUUUGGACACGCAACGUAAAGUUGAGUUCGGUACUUUGCAAACCGUACAAAAGAUCAACGAAAUAAUUGAUAAACAACGUGAGGAGAUCGUCGAUUUGCUGAAGACACGUUUCGAUGCCGUCGACGAGAAUGUCAUCAAUAGUCAAAUAGAAACAAUGCAAAACCUUAGCUCCACAAUUGAAACGGAAAUCAGUCAUGUAUGGCGGCAAAUCUCCAUUAUGAAUGGCGACAUUACCGAGAAUAGAGAUUUACUGAAUCUAAUGCAAGGACGCAAUGAGGUCUUUGUCAAUAGCACAUUCCUUAGCAUGACUUCGAUGAGCAAUAAGGUGGAGGAUAUCAAGGGACGCAUGUUGGAUAUGGAUACAAAUUUGAAUUAUCUCUUGGGCAAAUUGUCAGUGAUGUCGCAGGAAUUCGGUGCCAUCAAACAAGGCCUAGCCGAUUCGUUAGAGCAACUGCGCAAUACCUUCCAUGUGAUGCAAGAGAAGUUGCCGCCUUCGGGUCCGGGACCGCAUAAUAUUGCCAAAAAUGAAUACGAGACAGAAUUGAAUUUACUAAAUAAACGUCAUGCCGCUGCCACAACGCAAUGAAUGCAAUGAUGCAAUAUAAUUGUUUAUGCCAUAUAAUUAUUUCAAAACUCACUUAGUUUAUAAAAAACAGUUAAAUAAGCGAUAACUUUUGUAUAAAUUAAACUAUUCAUACAUCAUCGAACAUUAAUUCAUAAACAAACAAAAAAUCACUCUUAACGAACAAACCUAAGUUACAAAUGUUCACUAUAAUCCGUUAUUUAUAAGUUAUAUUAUAUAACCGUUAGUUUUGAUUUUCUUCAUUAAAUGUAUUACAUAAUAAAAUAUUGAAAAAAAUUCACAUUAUUUACAUGCGUACGUAGUUGGUUGUUAUAACCAAGGUACGCACUCGUUGAACUA